Messenger RNA from Osmia bicornis bicornis, 687 nucleotides. RefSeq lists its product as uncharacterized. Gene Ontology annotation, cellular component: extracellular region. Gene Ontology annotation, biological process: lipid catabolic process; digestion. Lineage: Eukaryota; Metazoa; Arthropoda; Insecta; Hymenoptera; Megachilidae. The record is from RefSeq and is a predicted model, not a curated record. Gene Ontology annotation, molecular function: enzyme activator activity.
UAAAUGCUUCGGGAGUUUAUAUAUAAUUAACAGUAAAUUAAACAAUGUUACAUUCAAAUAUUCAGACGAUGUAAGUAAAUUAACGGAGAAAGUGAUUUACACGAAUGUAAAGUUAACGAAGCGUGUAAUGUGAUUUAUGAACGAUUUUGGGCAUCUAGUUUAACAGAAAGACUUUGUCGUUGUCCUAAUAGAAAGGAAUGCCCGUGGCAAUGGAUGAAAAAAACCUGAAAAUUCAUCCCUUCGGUUGAAUAAUAAAUCGUAUAUGAAGUUUUGUUCUACAAUAAUAAAGAUGAAUGUAUGUACGCAUAGUGAAGAGGCAGUACAAAUAUAUGGUAAAAGUGAUAGAGAUAAUUCUUAUUUAACGCCAUAUAAUGUAACUGUAAACUGCAUUUGCCCAGAAUCACAUUACUGGAGGCUUCAAAAAUACAUGUACGAAGAAAAUGAUCUCAUUAUGCAAACAUUCAAAUGUGUCAAGAAAAGAACAUGGAUUGCUGAUGAAUUUUGUGGACAUAUACGAACUGAUAUAUAUUCAACAUAUUACAGAUGUACUUGUCCCCAAAAUCAUUUGUGUGUCUUUAAGGAUCAAAAUAGGGAAAAUGUUCAAGAACUACUUAUUCUGGGCCUGCUUACAAAGGGUUCUGUCUUCCAUUCAAAAAUAUGUAACGUUUAAUUAUUUUUAAGAACAAU